This is a messenger RNA of Acanthisitta chloris (rifleman), 188 nucleotides long. RefSeq names its product neuroblast differentiation-associated protein AHNAK-like. The annotation marks the transcript as partial. The transcript has a single exon. The record is from RefSeq and is a predicted model, not a curated record. NCBI's taxonomy places the organism in Eukaryota, Metazoa, Chordata, Aves, Passeriformes, Acanthisittidae.
GAGAUCAGAUCGUGAGUGCCACCGUCUACUUCGACAACCUGCAGUCAGGGGAGGUGGCACAGCUGCUGCAGACCAUGGGUCACCACACCGUGGGGCUGCGGCUGCAGCGACGAGGGGACAGGUCCCCCCUGCCCGGCCAGGCCUGGGGACACGACGUCUUCAUGCCAGGCAGCCCCGAGGUGAUGCUG